CCCCCUGCCCGCCCCGGCGCCGGGCUCUGCGGGAAGUCGCGUUGGCGGCUUCUGAGCGCGCCGACGGCGGCGGUCCUGCAGGGUCCUCGCGGCCGGGGGGCGAGGAAACGGCCUUCCGGUGACCCCCCACCAGCCCUAGGCAGCCCGCGCCCCCGGGGCCUGAGGAUGCUGAGGUCUACGUGGAAUUUUCUGAAACGUCACAAAAAGAAGUGCAUCUUCCUGGGCACGGUCCUCGGAGGAGUAUAUAUCCUGGGGAAAUAUGGGCAGAAGAAAAUCAGAGAAAUACAAGAAAGGGAGGCUGCAGAAUACAUUGCCCAGGCCCGACGACAGUAUCAUUUUGAAAGUAACCAGAGGACUUGCAAUAUGACAGUGCUGUCCAUGCUUCCAACGCUGAGAGAGGCCUUAAUGCAGCAGCUCAAUUCUGAGAGCCUCACAGCCCUGCUGAAAAACAGGCCUUCAAACAAGCUAGAAAUAUGGGAGGAUCUGAAGAUAAUAAGUUUCACAAGAAGUAUCGUAGCUGUAUACAGUACUUGUAUGCUGGUGGUUCUUUUGCGAGUCCAGUUAAACAUAAUUGGUGGAUAUAUUUACCUGGAUAAUGCAGCAGUUGGCAAAAAUGGCACCACAGUUCUUGCUCCCCCGGAUGUCCAGCAGCAGUAUUUAUCAAGUAUUCAACACCUCCUGGGAGAUGGCCUGACAGAAUUGAUCACUGUCAUUAAACAAGCUGUGCGGAAGAUUUUAGGAAGUGUUUCUCUUAAACAUUCUUUGUCCCUUUUGGACUUGGAGCAAAAACUAAAAGAAAUCAGAAAUCUCGUUGAGCAGCAUAAAUCUUCUUCUUGGAUUAAUAAAGAUGGAUCCAGAUCUUUAUUAUGCCAUUAUAUGAUGCCAGAUGAAGAAACACCAUUAGCAGUUCAGGCCUCUGGGCUCUCUCCUAGAGAUGUCACCACUAUUAAACUACUCAAUGAAACUAGAGACAUGUUGGAAAGUCCGGAUUUCAGCGCCGUUUUGAAUACCUGCUUAAGCCGAGGUUUCAGUGGACUGCUGGACAACAUGUCUGAGUUCUUCCGACCCACUGAGCAGGACCUGCAGCGCGGCGACUCCGUGAACAGUCUCUCCAGUGUCAGCCUGCCCUUAGCUAAGAUCAUUCCAAUAGUAAAUGGACAGAUCCAUUCAGUUUGCAGUGAAACGCCUAGUCAUUUUGUUCAGGACCUGUUGAUGAUGGAGCAAGUAAAAGACUUUGCUGCUAAUGUGUACGAAGCUUUUAGUACUCCUCAACAACUGGAGAAAUGAUUUUUUUCCUUCGGGAAACACUACGGUGGAAUUCAUUUACUUUUAAAAAUAUACUGAAUAAAUCAACUGUAUGUAGGGUAAUGAUUUGUUACCGAAAUGCCUAAUAAGAAUAUAUUCUUAAUCAAAGUCUUCAUUUCAUAAUAAAAUAGAUUUAUUUGGCAUCUUAAUAUAUUUUUUUAAAGUCAUCAACAGACUACUUUUUGUGGGCGUAUCUGAGUGCACACAGUGUGCAUAUCAGAAUUGUUAAUAAUUUGUUACACCAUGGAUAUUGGUUUCCAAACUGACUAAAAACUAAUGUAGAUACUUUUUUUUUAUAUCAUAUGAAAUGCCGUAUACUUUGACAUUGAUACUGAGUGAAAAUCUGUUUGGGAAAUAGAUGUGAAGUUUGGAAAAUACGCUAUUUAACUAAUCGUCAAGUUCCCUGGACUGCAGUUUACGGGAGUGGAUCGGACUUUCCUCCAGUUACUCGUCAAAGGAAUAAAUUAUCUGUC
Ceratotherium simum simum (southern white rhinoceros) is the source of this 1778-nucleotide messenger RNA. It is a transcript of the gene PEX3, whose product is annotated as peroxisomal biogenesis factor 3. Gene Ontology annotation, cellular component: peroxisomal membrane. Gene Ontology annotation, molecular function: protein-macromolecule adaptor activity. Lineage: Eukaryota; Metazoa; Chordata; Mammalia; Perissodactyla; Rhinocerotidae. Gene Ontology annotation, biological process: protein import into peroxisome membrane. The record is from RefSeq and is a predicted model, not a curated record.